CCAUCCCUUUCCACCCUUGCUGAGCUUGUCUUCGGCCUGAGUCUGGCGCUCCGUACAGAAAGGCUGACGGAUGGCCGACCAAGCUCGAUGGUGCUCAAGUACUUCAGUGGCAUACUUGCGUACUCAAAAGUAACUAAAAGCUUCCUCAACGCUUAUGCUUGUACGCCUCAUUUGUCUGGACUCGCAUAUAUACAGUGA
Fusarium redolens is the source of this 198-nucleotide messenger RNA. RefSeq lists its product as uncharacterized. The annotation marks the transcript as partial. The record is from RefSeq and is a predicted model, not a curated record. The transcript has a single exon. Lineage: Eukaryota; Fungi; Ascomycota; Sordariomycetes; Hypocreales; Nectriaceae.